UCCUACCACGUUUGUUUAAAUACACUUUGCGAUUUAGUAGAAAUGCUUUCAACAGAUGUAUUUUAACCAGUUUCGCAAACAUGUCGGUUUUACUGUGCAUUUCUUUGGCUAGGAUAAUCCAGAAUUUACAAAUGAAGGCAGAGGAGGGAAUUUUCUAUUUUUAUCUGCUAUUCGUAAUUGCCAUAUUUCCAUUUGGCGAUUGUUACCUCGCGCAAAAAGUUACAACCGAAAGUGAAAAGCUGGUUUAUUCUUACUACGACAUGGACUUUAUAGGAACCGAUCUAAAAUUCCAAAAAGCUCUGAUAAUUCUCAUUGGACGUUACCAACACUCAGUAGUAUUUACUGUUGGAAAGUUCACACGGCUUUCAAUCUGUACCUUUAUUACUAUUAUAAAAGGCGUAUAUUCCUACUAUAUGUUUUUAAAAGGUAUCAAGAGAGUUUAAUGCUUUUAGGAUUCGUGCAUAUAAUUUAUGUGAGCAGAACAUGAGAGUAUUUAGG
Messenger RNA from Photinus pyralis (common eastern firefly), 498 nucleotides. RefSeq lists its product as uncharacterized. Bases 81 to 443 code for a protein of 120 amino acids. Gene Ontology annotation, molecular function: odorant binding; olfactory receptor activity. Gene Ontology annotation, cellular component: plasma membrane. Lineage: Eukaryota; Metazoa; Arthropoda; Insecta; Coleoptera; Lampyridae. The record is from RefSeq and is a predicted model, not a curated record. Gene Ontology annotation, biological process: sensory perception of smell; detection of chemical stimulus involved in sensory perception of smell. The transcript is spliced from 3 exons.